Messenger RNA from Phacochoerus africanus (Common warthog), 4137 nucleotides. RefSeq names its product p21 (RAC1) activated kinase 5 (gene PAK5). The transcript has 8 exons. The coding region runs from base 1 to 2049 and encodes 682 amino acids. Gene Ontology annotation, biological process: cytoskeleton organization; intracellular signal transduction; regulation of MAPK cascade. The record is from RefSeq and is a predicted model, not a curated record. Lineage: Eukaryota; Metazoa; Chordata; Mammalia; Artiodactyla; Suidae. Gene Ontology annotation, cellular component: cytoplasm. Gene Ontology annotation, molecular function: protein serine/threonine kinase activity; ATP binding.
AUGUGGAAAGACAGUCCUGGAUUUUCCUCCGGGGCAGCCCUGUGUGAGGUGGAGACCAGCCAGGGAGAGACGGAAGCCCUCAGGUACCAGGAGACAAUUGUCAGAGGAAACAAACCCUGCAAGGAGACCUCCAUCAACGGGCUGCUAGAGGAUUUCGACAACAUCUCGGUGACCCGCUCCAACUCUCUAAGGAAGGAAAGCCCGCCCACCCCGGACCAGGGAGCCUCCAGCCAUGGUCCAGGCCAUCGGGAAGAAAACGGCUUCAUCACCUUCUCACAGUAUUCCAGCGAAUCUGACACCACCACUGACUAUGCCACCGACAAGUACAGAGAAAAAAGUCUCUAUGGAGACGAUUUGGAUCCGUUUUAUAAGGGCGGCCACUCGGCCAAGCAAAAUGGGCACAUCAUGAAAAUGAAACCUGGGGAGGCCUACUAUUCUGAAAUGAAGCCUUUGAAAUCCGAGAUAACCAGAUUUCCUAUCGACUACCAUGCACCCUUGGACUCACUGAGCAAACCAACUGAGUACAGUGACCUUAAGUGGGGGUACCAGAGAGCCUCCAGCAGCUCCCCUCUGGAUUAUCCAUUCCAGUUCAUGCCUUCCAGAACUGCAGGGACCAGUGGGUGCUCCAAGGAGAGCCUGGCGUACAGCGAAAGUGAAUGGGGACCCAGCCUGGAGGACUAUGACAGGAGGCCAAAGUCAUCAUACCUGAGUCAGACGAGUCCUCAGCCCGCCAUGCGGCAGAGGUCACGGUCCGGCUCAGGGCUCCAGGAACCCACGAUGCCCUUCGGAGCUAGUGCUUUUAAAACCCACUCCCAAGGACACUCCUACAGUUCCUACACCUACCCUCGCUUGUCUGAGCCCACUAUGUGCAUCCCAAAGGUGGAUUACGAUCGAGCACAGAUGGUCCUCAGCCCUCCACUGUCAGGGUCCGACACCUACCCCAGGGGUCCCGCCAAACUACCUCAAAGUCAAAGCAAAGCAGGCUAUUCCUCAAGCAGCCACCAGUACCCAUCUGGGUACCACAAAGCCACCCUGUACCACCACCCCUCCCUGCAGACCAGUUCGCAGUACAUCUCCACAGCUUCUUACCUGAGCUCUCUCAGCUUCUCAUCCAGCACCUACCCCCCACCCAGCUGGGGCUCCUCCUCAGACCAGCAGCCCUCCAGGGUAUCCCACGAACAGUUCCGGGCUGCCCUGCAGCUGGUGGUCAGCCCAGGAGACCCCAGGGAAUACUUGGACAACUUUAUCAAAAUCGGAGAAGGCUCAACCGGCAUUGUGUGCAUCGCCACUGAGAAACACACGGGGAAGCAAGUCGCGGUGAAAAAAAUGGACCUCCGAAAGCAACAGAGACGAGAGCUGCUAUUUAAUGAGGUUGUGAUAAUGCGGGAUUAUCACCAUGACAAUGUGGUUGACAUGUACAACAGCUACCUUGUCAGUGAUGAGCUCUGGGUGGUCAUGGAAUUUUUAGAAGGCGGUGCCUUGACAGACAUCGUUACUCAUACCAGAAUGAAUGAGGAACAGAUAGCCACCGUCUGUCUCUCAGUCCUGAAAGCUCUCUCCUACCUUCACAACCAAGGAGUGAUCCACAGGGACAUAAAGAGUGACUCCAUCCUCCUGACAAGUGAUGGCCGGAUAAAGUUGUCUGACUUUGGUUUCUGUGCUCAAGUUUCCAAAGAGGUGCCCAAGAGGAAAUCAUUGGUUGGCACGCCCUACUGGAUGGCACCUGAGGUGAUUUCUAGACUGCCUUAUGGGACAGAGGUGGACAUCUGGUCCCUUGGGAUCAUGGUGAUAGAGAUGAUUGACGGCGAGCCCCCCUACUUCAAUGAGCCUCCCCUCCAGGCCAUGCGGCGGAUCCGGGACAGUUUACCUCCAAGAGGGAAGGACCUGCACAAGGUUUCUUCCAUGCUCCGAGGAUUCCUGGACCUGAUGCUGGUGAGGGAACCCUCUCAAAGAGCCACAGCGCAGGAACUCCUUGGACAUCCAUUCUUGAAGCUGGCAGGUCCGCCAUCUUGCAUUGUUCCCCUCAUGAGACAAUACAGGCAUCACUGAGCAGAGGAUUCAUAUAGGUGACAAAGCUACACGGGGACAUGCGAAUAAUUCAGGACAACACAAGGAAACCAGAGAACUUGCAAAAGGCCUACUACGUCUUCCAGACCAGCUGAUGGGUGGGACUGCUCAAUGACCGGCAGGGUUCGGCAGACCAGGGCAUCUUCUUGUGUCUUAAACAGGCAUCUCUCCACCAACAGGGGGCGUGGUCAUUUGGAACACGGCUUUAAUAAGUCAUUAUUAUAUUUUUCAGCCCUUCAUCCAGCAAAUCAGAAGGAACUCAGUACUGUCACGAUACAUCCUAGCCACAUGCAGGGUAAUGCAUAGGAUUUUCUAUAUUGAAAGAAUACUUUUCUGGCAAAAAAAAAAAAAAAAGAAAGGAAAACAAAAAGCACUUUUUUCUUAAUGGUAGCAGUGUAAUGUAUUUUGCAAUGAAUUUGUAAUUUUUCUGUACGAUAGUUUUGAUAAUUUAUAGUACUUUGAUGUCACGUAGCCCUUGUAUCAGUUGAGGUAAUACUUGUUUACUAGCAAGAGUUUGAACAAAGUCUUUCCUACUUUUUUAAUCCCUUUCAGAGAACCAACAACUCUUUAGGAACUUUGAAUACCGAACGACUCUCAGUCACCAUCAGCUUUAGUAGAAAAUAAUCUUUCUUAUAUUAACAAGUGUCUUAUGUGAUGGAAGAAGACUUAACGGUGAUGGUGAUGGUGAUGGUGCGCCUUUCAUUUUUUCCAACCAAAAAUAAUACCAUACAAUUUGAGCCACGGUAUACCACCAAAAGCACUCCUUGGAAUAAAGUGAAAUAUUUUGGGGUGGGGGGAAGAAACACAUUUUCUUUCAAGGCUAUUCAUAGCAAUCCGUCUUUUGCACAGCAGGAUAUUUCUCCUAGUACCCUCUCUCAAAUGGGUACUUUGAGGUCCCCUUUUGGCCAAAUUCCCCCUCCCCUCCAGAACAAUAUUAGUGCUAGAAUCAUUUGUAUUCUGUUCCCCGAACUGAAUGUUUCCAAACAGCUGUGAGAACUCCAGUCUCACAAAGGGAAAAGCGAGAGAACAGGGCAAGAUGUUUGGUUUGGUUUGUCACUGUUUUUAAAACUCCAUACGCUAGCACACCAAACCCUUGUCUGCAUUUACCUUGGUACCACAGUAUUAAUCGCUGUUGUUUCUGUAUCGUACUGGAAGUCUGGACUCUAGAGGAUGACUUAGGAAGAGGGUAUUUUCCCGGGUGUGAUCUGAACUCAGUUGUGACCGAUGUUACGUGUUUCUGACCUAGGAGAGUUGUGCUGCUGACUAGAUCUUCUUGAAUGUUGAUAAAAAUGAAUGACUACUACAAUACAUUUUGUGUUGCUUGUUGGAUGAAUUUGCAUGUUAACUGUAGGCCAAUAUAGAUUUGCCUUUAAAACUCCAAAAGAGCUACAUAGUCAUCAUUAGUUUCUAUUAAUUAUGCAUCAAACGAAAAAAGCCAUUUGUUACCAAACUGGAAAACCAGAGGCUUUUCUUAAUGACUUCACAUACUGUAACAACUAUGAAUUUAAAUUUGUGAAACUGCUCUGGUUGCUCUAAGCAUAAUUAAGAAUGUUUGUAAUUAAUAGGUUGCUAAUUAUUUAUUAUAGUUAAAAAGGAAAAAAAGACAUAAAAUGACCUUCUACUGAUUAGAUUUUCAGUUUGUCCCUAAACUGGAAAUGCCUCAUCAUAAAUAGGAUCUAUGAUUUUGUUUAAUAAAAUACAACAAAUCAAUGUUUAUGUAAAAUAUUAAUAUAAAUAUGUAAGAAUGAAAAUAAUCUAAAUCCAGAAAAUGGCAGUCUUAAAAGUUAAUGGAACAGAUUGUAUUAAUGAAACCAGGACUGUGUAGAAGUAGAAAGAAAAAUUCUUUUUUAAACCAGAGCAAAUAUUAAAAACCAUUGCAGAAAAUAGUGGAUUUUGGAUUCCAAACAUUUUCGACUGUGUAAUGGAGAUUUUUCUGUAAUUUUCUUAUCACUGGGUCUUUUUUAACGUAUUCAUUAAGUUUACCAAAAGUUACUGUAGCUUAAAAGGUUUUGUGAGCACUAACUAUUGGCAGAAACUGCACUUGCAAAUAAAAAUAAAUGUUUGCCUUUU